UCGUCGCGUUAUCUCGUCUUAGAGGAUUACCAACCUGAGCCACGGCAAUUGGAAGCCAAACUCGACGCUCAUGUGAGAGUGAUAACACUGGGACUGGGAUCGGAUCCCCACGUUGUGUUGAACGCACUUUUAAAUAAUCAGAAAGUUGGACCGUUUCAUCCCGCAAUGGCCAAUCACCGACCCGGUGAUCCAAUGGAACUUGAUCGAUCCUCCUCCAUGCGAUCUCCUGAUGGUCCUCUAGACCUCAUUCCCCAAGACCGGAUCACCGUAUUGCGGGGUCACAAGUCCGAGGUUUUUAUCUGUGCCUGGAAUCCUCGCUGCGAUAUGCUGGCUUCUGGGUGA
Molecule: messenger RNA, 342 nt
Organism: Dibothriocephalus latus
Lineage: Eukaryota; Metazoa; Platyhelminthes; Cestoda; Diphyllobothriidea; Diphyllobothriidae
Source: the annotation of a GenBank genome assembly